Molecule: messenger RNA, 1202 nt
Organism: Drosophila biarmipes
Lineage: Eukaryota; Metazoa; Arthropoda; Insecta; Diptera; Drosophilidae
Gene: Cp38
Product: chorion protein S38
Exons: 2
Coding region: 73-1002 (309 amino acids)
Source: RefSeq, a predicted model, not a curated record
AAGACAGCAGACAGUCCAAGCGGGAGCACACCAGAGGCCACAGAGCAACUGGAACUGCAACUGGGAGACAAGAUGACGAGAUCGACCUACAUUUGGGCGCUGGCCGCCUGCCUGAUCGCCUGUGCGAGCGCCAACUACGGCGGUUCCCAGGGCUAUGGACCCGAAUCCGGAGGCCAUGGCGGUAGCGCUGAUGGCGGUGCCGAUGCCGCUCUAGCUGCUGGUGCUGCUGCCGGCGGCGCCGGCGGAGCUGGUGGAGAGUUCGGUGGUGCUGGCGCCGGAGCCGGAGCUCUGGAGUCCGGAGCUGAUGCCGCUGGUGUGGCCCAGGCUGGACAGAGCAGCUACGGCUCGGACCAGAACAUCCCCUACAAGCCGGUGAACACCAAGGGCAACACCCUCACCUCAUCGAUCACCUACCCGCAGAACAAGGGCGAGAUCCUCAUCCACCGUCCCGCUCCCAUCAUUGUCAAGCGCCCGCCCACCAAGGUGCUGGUCAACCAUCCCCCACUGGUGGUGAAGCCCGCCCCCGUGGUGCUCCACAAGCCCCCAGCAAUCGUGCUCCGCAAGGUCUACGUCAAGCACCACCCACGUCGCGUCAAGGUUGAGCCCGUGUUCGUCAACGUGGUCAAGCCGCCAGCAGAGAAAUACUUUGUGAACGAGAACAAGCAGGGCUACGGACAGGGCUCGCAGUCCCAUGGCCAUGGACAUGGCGGACAUGGACACGGUGGCCACGGACACGGCGGCCAUGGACACGGUGGACACGGCUCGGGACCCCAUGGUCCUGGCCAACACGACGGUGGUCGCGCCCUGCCCGCCUACGCGUCGGGAGCCGACUCCGCCGCCGCCAGUGCCGGCUACCAGCUGCUCCAGAGCGGAAACCAGGGCCUGUCCGCCCUCGCCAACAUCGCCGGCGAACGGGAGGGUCCCUAUGGAUCCGGACCCAGUCACCAGCACUACAGCGCUGGACCUGCUGGUCAUGGCGGCUAUGCUGCUCCCUCUUACUAAGCAAGUUGUGGAGGAGUCACGGAUUAAGUGACUGCUGCGGCUCCGGAAUCCCCUGAAGCGGCUGUCCAGUCACCCGGUUAUCCGGCAGAUUAGUUACUAUGUUUUAGAAAAAACACAGCCUGAUCGCACAACGCCCAUGCCUAUGCCCACGCCCGCUCAUGCACAUAAAUCCGCACCCAAAUCCACCCACCCAUUCAACG